AUGGCAAGCAGCCUCGAGGUCAUCCAAGAUCUGGUGAGGAAGGGUGAAGAUGACCACGCUGUUCCUCUGGUUCGACUGAUGCUCGACAACAUGGAUUCACUGUCUGAUCCCUCUCAUCUACAGGUGGUCCGUUUGACUGCUGCUGUAGUGAUCGUGAAUAGCCCUGGGUUUAGCACGGAAGCUCAGAAAUAUACUUCGCGGGACGGGGAGCUAAAAACAACUGUGGCUGUCGAGCUGUCAAAGAAGAUUGAUUGGUUGUUGAAGAAGCAAAUGUUUGAAGAUGCCAUCAAAGUCCUUGAACAAGAAAAACUAGAUCCGCUCGUUCAGCUUGCGGCGACGGAAGAAGGACAGAAAAGCCACAUUGAUCUCAACCCGCGGCUACGACUGGCAAAAGCAUACAUGGGACAGAGAAGAUUUAAAGAUGCCAUUAAAACCCUGGAGCAUGCAAUCACGCACCCGAACGCCGACCAGAAGCAAGUUCCAUUUGUUCACAAGUCACUUGCGGAGGCAUACUCUAAGAUAAACUUUUGGACAUCAGCCAAAAGUCACGCCUUGGAGUCCGUCACAAUGCUCCAGAACACUCUUGGUGAUGAUGAUAGGCACACACUGGCGGCCAUAAAGCUUGUUUAUGACAUCUGCAAAGCGACAAAAGAUAAAGAAGAGAGUCAUUGGGCGGGGUUAUGGAUGAAAUUGGCCGGCAACCAUGUCAUGAGAAUCCAAGAGGAAACAACACCGCCGCAGAAUUCGUCCAUUACCGCCAGAGGCUUCUUUGAAUGUCAGCAGGCCAUGAUUGAGCUAGCAGCCGAUGAUCCUGAGAAGGCGGCUAUGUUAGGUGUUCGCUAUCUUGAAGAUAACUAUGUCACCGAAGAACCAAUCUGCUUCGAGUGCAUCAGAAAUCACCUCAUUCAAGGCGCCUGCCUAUUCAGUGCGAGUGCAACAAAGGCCGUCUGCAAAGCACAUAACUCUGAAUACCGCAAUUUCUCCGUCGUCCAUUUCUUAGCAAUAUCGCGUCCUCGGGUCGAGGAGAAUGGCGAAGGAUGCCUUCAAGAAAUGCGAGCUCUCCUAAACUUCGCAUAUCAUGAUCCAUCUGUCGUCAAUGCGUUGGCAGAGUAUAAACCCGCCGAACUACAAUCGUCCUCGGAUCUUGUAUCUGCAUCCCCGUUGUGGCUGGCUGCCUUCAAAGGAAAGUCACAGAUUGUUGAACAUAUUCUGGCUCUUGAUUCCUCAGAUGCGUCGAUUGGCGCGCGGAGCCUUUGCUCCCUUCCAUGGCUGAUGCGAAAAGGAUAUGUUUCCGAGGAUAGUUCCGUGCUCUCAGUGCGAUGA
This is a messenger RNA of Clonostachys rhizophaga, 1323 nucleotides long. The record is from the annotation of a GenBank genome assembly. NCBI's taxonomy places the organism in Eukaryota, Fungi, Ascomycota, Sordariomycetes, Hypocreales, Bionectriaceae.